This is a messenger RNA of Penicillium macrosclerotiorum, 849 nucleotides long. RefSeq names its product RTA1 domain-containing protein. Gene Ontology annotation, cellular component: membrane. The coding region runs from base 1 to 849 and encodes 282 amino acids. The record is from RefSeq and is a predicted model, not a curated record. The transcript is spliced from 3 exons. Lineage: Eukaryota; Fungi; Ascomycota; Eurotiomycetes; Eurotiales; Aspergillaceae.
AUGGCUUAUAAACUAUACAACUACAAUCCGUCAGUGGGGGCGGCAAUCCCCUUUGCCGCUAUCUUUGGAUUGCUGACAGUUGCACACCUUGUCCUGAUGGUUCGCUCUCGAUCUUGGUAUUUGACACCAUUCAUAAUUGGAGGUGUCUUCGAAGCAAUCGGUUAUUUUUGCAGAUAUAUCAACUCGACCGAAACACCAGACUGGCAGUUGAUGCCGUACGUUGGACAAAGUCUUCUAAUUCUUCUUGCGCCCGCCCUCUUCGCCGCAUCGAUAUACAUGAUACUAGGACGCCUUAUUCGAUCUCUGAAUGCAAGUUCCAACUCGAUCAUUCGCCCAUCGUGGCUGACAAAAAUAUUCGUGACUGGAGAUGUUAUAUCUUUUCUGAUGCAGUGUGGAGGAGGAGGCUUUCUAGCCAAUGCCAAAACAGAAGCUAAAGUCGAGAUGGGCGAGCACAUGAUUCUUGGCGGUCUUUUCGUCCAAAUCUUCUUCUUCGGAUUUUUCAUCAUAGUAUCGGUUGUCUUCCAUCGUCGAAUGCUCGCCACACCCCUGAAUUUUACCAUGGCUACGACGAUACCUUGGACACGAUGCAUGAAGGUGCUAUAUACCGUCAGCUUUCUGAUCAUGAUUCGAUCUAUCUAUCGCGUGGCCGAAUAUAUACAAGGGAGUGAUGGAUAUUUGCAAAGCAAGGAAGCUUUUAUCUAUAUCUUUGAUGCCACUUUGAUGCUUCUGUGUUGUCUAGUCCUUGUCGUUUACCACCCAAGCAAGAUGCUAGCUGACCAGCAGUACCAAAAGAGUGAGGAUCUUGAGAUGCUUUCCAGUGCCUAUGAAUCGCAUAGGAAUCUAUCAUAA